UCAAAGUAAUUGAUUAUGAGUUCAAUUGAGUCGGACAGUGCAAUUUGUUCAUGACGCAGCUUAGCAGUAUAUAAGCCCAGGUGAACACUCCUGUUACCUUCAUCCAUAGGUCAACCAGCGAUCAGCCAAGGGAGCAAGUCAAUCCGUGCGCCAUGGCGAUGGACUCUUACUACUAUUCCAUGCUCUUCCUCCUCCCUCCGAUGCUCUACAUGUCCUAUCACCUCACCAGAACGUUCGCCGACAAGAAGCCCACCACCCAUGGCCUCAAGGCGCACCCGCUGCUCGGCCACCUCCCGGCGUUCGUCAAGAACAGCCACCGCUUCCUCGACUGGACGACGGAGCUCAUCGUCGGCAGCCCGGAGAUGAGGAUGGGAUUCUGGAUCCCUGGGAUGCGCACCGGCAUCAUCACCGGCAACCCGGCCGACGUCGAGCACAUCCUGCGCGCCAACUUCGCCAACUAUCCCAAGGGGGAGCACGCCAUUGGCAUGCUCGAGGAUUUCCUCGGCCAUGGCCUGUUCAACUCCGACGGCGAGCAGUGGCAAUGGCAGCGCAAGAACGCUAGCUACGGGUUCAGCACGCGCUCCCUGCGCAAGUUCGUCGUCGACGUCGUGCAGGCCGAGAUCGCCGACCGCCUCCUCCCGCUGCUCCGCCGCGCCGCAGAUGGUGGCGGCGAUGCCAUCCUCGACUUGGAGGACGUGCUCCAACGAUUUGGGUUCGACACCAUCUGCGCAGUGGCGUUCGGGCACGACCCGCGCUGCCUCGCCGACGGCGGCGUCAUGGAGGAGGCCAAGUCGGAGUUCAUGCACACCUUCGGCGAGGCCCAGGACCUCGUCGUCGGUCGCUUCUUCGACCCCAUCGAGGUCUCCUGGAAGAUCAAGAAGUGGCUUAACGUCGGCACCGAGCGUCGCCUGAGGAAGGCCAUCGCCGACGUCCACGCCUUCGCCAUGGACGUCGUCCGCACCCGGCGCCAGAGCGCGUCCGUGCAAGACAGAGACGACGUCCUGUCAAGGUUCGUGGCGAGCGACGAGCACAGCGACGAGGUCCUCCGUGACAUCGUCCUCAGCUUCCUCAUCGCCGGCCGCGAGACGACGGCGUCGGGGCUGACGUGGUUCUUCUGGCUCUUGUCAUCACGGCCGCACGUGGUGACACGCAUCGCCGACGAGGUCCGCGCGGCGAGGAAGGCAACCGGGACGCGCCCCGGCGAGCCGUUCGGGUUCGACGCGCUCCGGGAGAUGCACUACCUCCACGCGGCGCUCACCGAGUCGAUGCGGCUGUACCCGCCGGCGCCGAUCGACUCGCAGUCGUGCGCGGCGGACGACACGCUCCCCGACGGCACGGCCAUCCGCGCCGGCUGGUCGGUGACGUACAGCGCGUACGCCAUGGGGAGGCUCGCCGCCAUAUGGGGCGAGGACUGCAUGGAGUACAAGCCGGAGCGGUGGCUCGGCGAGGACGGCGCGUUCCAGCCGGCGAGCCCGUUCCGGUUCACGGUGUUCCACGCCGGGCCGAGGAUGUGCCUGGGGAAGGACAUGGCGUACGUGCAGAUGAAGUCCAUCGUUGCUAGCUUGCUGGAGGAGUUCGAGGUCGACGUCGUGAAGGAGGUCGCCGGCGGCGGCGUGCCGGAGCACGUGCUCUCGGUAACACUGAGGAUGAAGGGUGGGUUGCCUGUGAAGAUACGGAGAAAGACGGAAGCUUUACUAGAGGAGGAUGCUUGUCAAAGUGAGUGAUGGUGCGGCACUCACUCAAAAAAUGUUUGUCAUGGCAUUGUUCUGGAUGAGCAAGAAAUGCAAGAUUUGCAGACUUGUCAGCUAAUAUGUACACGAGUGUUUGUACUGUAAAUUACGUGUAAACUAUAUAAUGCCCUGCACUCCUGAAGAGUGAUGGAGGAUGUUGUAAUCUGCAGAGAUCUGCAAGUCUGAAAUCGUCACCUAUAAUGAUCAAGAUAUCUUAUCAUUGUUUGGCAAA
This is a messenger RNA of Oryza brachyantha (malo sina), 1962 nucleotides long. Its product is annotated as cytochrome P450 94B3-like. Gene Ontology annotation, molecular function: oxidoreductase activity, acting on paired donors, with incorporation or reduction of molecular oxygen; heme binding; monooxygenase activity. NCBI's taxonomy places the organism in Eukaryota, Viridiplantae, Streptophyta, Magnoliopsida, Poales, Poaceae. The record is from RefSeq and is a predicted model, not a curated record. The transcript has a single exon. The coding region runs from base 153 to 1724 and encodes 523 amino acids.